Panicum virgatum (switchgrass) is the source of this 1447-nucleotide messenger RNA. RefSeq lists its product as uncharacterized. The transcript has 7 exons. The record is from RefSeq and is a predicted model, not a curated record. NCBI's taxonomy places the organism in Eukaryota, Viridiplantae, Streptophyta, Magnoliopsida, Poales, Poaceae. The coding region runs from base 1 to 1056 and encodes 351 amino acids.
AUGCCGGCCACAUCCCAGACAUCUUCACUCAUGUUGUCAGAAGGUGCCACCACCAGCGUGCAUGGCGCUUCUCACCAGGGCGCUUCUCACCAGGGCGCUUCUCAUCAGAACCAGGCUCUUCCUAUGUCACCACUUGCUGCCUGCUCUGUUGAUAGCCAUGCCUCCAACGCCUCCUCGGUCAGGCCUGCCUUACCUGCAUCUGAUGCGCCGCAGACUCCACAAAGUGUGAAGAGCACGGCUAAUUACAAGGACAAGUCUGAAAAUCCUGUUGUGAAGCUUUCUAAGAGUGCUCUGGUGCCACAAAAGACAUCCACUAGGAAAAGGUCCCGUCCAACAAGCAAAGGAAACGUGGCCAAGAAACUCAUGAUUGAUGAUGAGGCCGAGGAAGACGACGGUGGCAGCAGCGGGGGUGCAGCCUCUGCUGAUCAGCAAAGUCUCCCUCUCUACAGCCGCCACCCCCUUCUCUCCCGUGCACAGCUGCCGCCUCCUCUUUCUUCCUCCCGAGCGCCGCCUCCAGCCGGCUCCCCCUACAGCCGCCGCUUCCACCGCCCCUGCCUCUCCCCUGCACGCCGCACUCCUCGUCGCCUGCGCGCCGCAUGGCCGGCGCUCGGCCGCCGCCCUCGCCAAGCCCGACGCGCCGCCGGCCCCUGCGCAGCAGCCGGUCGCCGCCCGUGCGCGCGCUCUGCGUGGCCGCUGGAUCGAGGAGGCCUGGCUGCUCGCAAGCUCUCCAGGCGGCAGCACGGACUCUUCUUCCCUGAGCAGGGGAAGAUCCUCACGCUACCUGUGCUCAGGGCGAACAGCGGCGGGCUCGUCGUCAAGUUCAACUCCCUGCAGGGGUUCGUGCCCAACCCUCUCCUCAGCCCCGUGCACUGGUGCAGAGACCCAAAAAGGCCCAUCCAAGAUGUUAGCAAGGACCUAGUAGGAACGUCCAUUUCUGUCAAGGUUAGGUUUCUUGUGCGAGCUGGGAGGCAGGUCCAGGAAGUGUAUUUGACAUCUUCCCUAGACCAGGAGGGCAUAAAGAAGGCUGUGCAAAGAGUGCUAGGGCGUGUUCCUUGAGUCUGACACACAGCAAGUAGAAACAAAGGUGUGCCUGUCCUCCCCAAUUUUCUAACUAUAUAUGAAGCAUUAUAGCAAAUCAACAGUACUAGCAAACAGCCUGAAAUAUCCGUCACUGUCACUACACUCUGCUAAACUUUUUAUCAUCUCUGUUGGAUACUACACCAACCAAAAUCUGUAAAUAUUUAUAGCACAGCAAUGAGUAGUUUAGCCAUCCUUUGUGCAUCCUCUACACAAGCAUGUCGUUAAGCGGUGGUUCUAUGUAUUUGCUGGGUCUGCCUUUUGAUGUCACUGCUUGGACUUGUCUGACUCUGAACUCUUGAGGCGGUUUUAUGUAUAUGAUGAGUAUAGCAAAGUUUUAUGUCAGCACUAACUUGUUCAGCAACUUCUG